This is a messenger RNA of Prorocentrum cordatum, 3708 nucleotides long. Lineage: Eukaryota; Dinophyceae; Prorocentrales; Prorocentraceae. The record is from the annotation of a GenBank genome assembly.
AUGGAGCAGUUGGCUCAACAAAUCGCCGCGCUCCAGCAGCAGCAGGCGCAGACGGCGGCAACACACCGGCAGGAGAUGCAGCAGCUCGCGACGCAGCUCGCCGACGCCCGCCGCGAGACGCAGGCCGCGGUCCUCCAGAUCACGGAGGCGAGGCGCCAGGAGGAGCAGGCCAACAACGACAGGAGGGCGACCCUGGAGUUGGCCCUCCGCGUCGCGAACCGCGGCGGGAACGAGAUCAUCGACGCGAAGGGAGUAGGACAGCCAGGAAAGUUUUCCGGGAAGGAAGAGAGCGAGUUCCAGGAGUGGGCGCACAAGGUCGUGUGCUUCAUGUCGGCGAAGUUCGGCCCGGACUUCACUGCUGCCCUGAAGUGGGCGUCGUCCCAGCGGAAGAAGAUCACGAACGACGGGGACGGGGACAGCGUGAACUUCAUGGACGCCUUCGGCGAGGACAUCGUGGACUUGGAGGCGAAGGCGGCCAACCUGUACACGUACCUCGUGUCGUUCACGACGCACAGCGCCAACAAGGUCGUCAGGAACGCCGGGCAGCACCAAGGGCUAGAAGCCUGGCGCCGUCUCCACGCCGAGUACGACCCCACGUCGGCGAUGCGCCAGGUCGUGAUUCUCGGCAAGGUGCAGAACCCAGACAAAGUGGAGAGCAUCGACAAGCUCGGGCAGGCUCUCGAGGACUGGCUGAUGAGGAAGCGCCAGUACGAAGAGUUCACGGACCGAGACGGGCAGCCGUGCAAGGUCAGCGAGGACUCCCUGAUUGCCGCCAUGUACAGGUUGGCGCCGGCGGACCUGGAGACGCAGUUGAUGUUCAACGCUGCGGAGGACGAGACCUUCGCGGACAUCUUCAACAGGCUGAGCAGCUACGCCUCGACCAAGCACUCCCUGAAGUUGGACGCCAAGCAGAAGAACACGAGGCGAGGCCCGGACGACAUGGACGUCGGCGCGCUGACCCCGCAGCAUCGGCCGGGCUCCAGUGCUGGAAGUGCAGCAAAAUGGGUCAUUACGGCAAGGAUUGCAGGAUGCUGGACGUGCGGCGGCAACCACAAGCAGGUGGACUGCAGGUACCAGUCAGGCCCCAAGGGCAGGGGCGGCAAGACCAUGAGCUCGCUCGACGACUGGCCGGCUGACGUCCCGAUGCCCUGGUGGAACCAGUCCUCCGCCACCGAGCCGGAGGCGGAGCAGAACGGCCUCGACAUCAGCGGGAUCGACGAUAAGAAGAGAUCAAUGUCAUCAUUGUCACCUUCCCCCUCCAGACCUCCAUAUCGGAUCCGGACUGGGAGCGACGAGUGGCUGCGCAUCAACUACGAUACGGGCGCGGCCACUACUGCGUUUCCCUUGGAGUUCGGCGACGAGCUGAACUUGCAGAAGAAGGGCGAGUUCCGGGUGGCUUCCGGCGACGUGAUUCCGGACUUGGCCGCGUCCGGGUGCCAGGUGUCCAAGGGCCACGACUCCUUCAUCUGGCACAACGGCGGCGCGCUGGUGCCUAAGCACCACCCGGUGGCAGUGGGCAUGCGGCGUGCCUUCAACGAGCUGACCCGGUAUUACGGCAGGGAGGAGAUCUUGCCGCUGUACCGUGAGGGCCAGCUCUACAACUUCUACAUCAAGCAGAACGGGAAGCCGGUCAAACACGACGGCAUCAUCUUGGCGCCGCUCGAGAACCCGAUCGCGGGCACCACCUACGAGGACGACUGGAAGCAGGACGGCAUCAUGAAGGAGACCACCCGGUUGUACGACGGCCGAGUGGAGUUCGAGAGGACCGACGGCGAGUGGAGGUCCUUCGAGGUGAAGCGGGGCGGCUACACGCAGAGCCCGCUGGGCAUGGACCCGGACCCCAAUCGGUGGACGGGUCGGCGCAAGACUGUGGUCACGGCGGUCUGGGAGAGAUCCGCUGGCCCACAGAUGUCCGCGACUGCAGCGCAGCAGCUGGCAGACGACUGGCAGGCGGCUCAGGAUCCGAACAUCAUCGAGGAAUUCAAGAGGGUGCGGGCCGCGCGAGGCCCGACCCGGGCUCAAAAGGAGGAGCACGAGGAGCAGAAUCAUGCGGUGUACCGGUCGUGGUGCCCCGUCUGCCGGGUUGCCAGGGCGACCGGCACGCAGCACCGCGUUGAGGUAGAGAGGAGCGCGGACGAGGAGAAGGAAGGCCCACGCAUUUACAGCGACUACUUCUUCAUGAGCACGGACGAGACCUCGGCCCCGCACCUGAUCAUCAAGAGUUCGAGGUCAGGGCGACUUUAUGCUACUUCGAUUCCGGCGAAAGGCGUGGCUGAGUACAGCGUGAGGUUCUUCGGCAACACGGUGCACGGGACCGGCCUCAAGAAGUACAUCAACCACAGCGACAACGAGCCGGCGCUGGUUGCGCUGAAGGAGGCGGCAGCGAAAUCUUGCCCAUCAGCGGAGGCCAUUCCGAGGUCGGCGCCUGUGGGAGACCACCAGGCCAACGGCAGCAUCGAGGUGGGCGCGCGCGAGGUCAAGCGCCAAAUGCGUGCAACACGCCUGGCGUUGGAGCAGAAGCUGGGGCACAAGCUGAACGAGAGCGACCCUAUGCUGAGCUGGAUCGCGGGCUUCGCGGCCGACACCAUCGCGAAGUACCGCAGGGGCAGCGACGGCAAGACCCCGUAUGAGCGGGAGACGGGGCGGAAGUGGAAGAAGCCGAGCAUCCAGUUCGGCGAGAAGAUUGCCCUCAAGGUGGCACGAGAACGAGUUGGACGACCUAAACGUGAUUGGGAGCCGGUGACGGUGGACGCGCGCUACAUCGGCGACCAUGCGCGGACUGGAGCAGUAUUGGGUCUCAGCUCUGACGGCGUGGUGCAGGGCAUGGCAUUUACACGCCUGCCGGCUGCUGAGAGGUGGAGCUACGCUGGCUGGGAUCAACUGCGAGGAGUACCAUGGGAUGUACAGGCGCCACGGGACGCAGCACCCGAAGGCGGCGCGGAGCCGGCAGCGGCCGUGCCGGUACCGGUCGCUCCGCCGGCGGUGCCCGAUGUGGUGGCACCGAGAGCGUUCUACGUACGCAAGAAGGACGUGCUUAAGUAUGGGCUCACGGCGGGAUGCCCAGGGUGCCAGGCACUGGCACGAGGCGCUGGCGCGCAGACGCACGACGCGGCGUGCCGGAAGCGCAUCAUGGAGCAGGUGGAGAAGGACGACGAGAGGAGGAUCUCGGCGUUCCGAGAACGUGUGGAAGCUCAGCGACAGGAGGCUGGAGCUCAAGCGGGCCCUGGACUAGGACAGGCACAGGCCGAUCCAGGCCAAAAUCUCCAGAGGCCUCCGGGGGCUGCGGGUAGCUCCGCGCCUGCGGAGGCACAGGCCGAUCCAGGCCAAAAUCUCCGGGGGCCUCCGGCUGCGGGUAACGCCGCGCUUCCGGCGGCCCAGCAGGGUGCUUCGGACUCGCCGAGGGUCAAGAGGAGUGGAAGCGAUGCCGGAUCGCCACCGAAGGUGGCGAAGUGGACGGACACGGGAGGCGGCCGAUAUAAGCGGAAGGCCGACGACCCAGGCGACGAGGAGCGCUUGGAGGAGAGGCCAGGGACGGGCGGUUCGCCGGGGAGCGGAGGCCCCGGCCAGGAUGCUCCGGCUAGCGAGCUUAUCGUGCUCCCUCCGGAGGUGAGCCCGUCAGGUAUGACCGACGUGGAGCAGGCGGUCCAGUCCACGACGCAGGACGUGGAGGUAGACUCGCUGGACGUCGCGGUGGAAGAUGAGCGAUGA